UGACAGGAGUGGCAGUAUUUCUUGGAGGAGAGCCGGGGAGAGUCCUGCAGAGCCUGUCUGCGAGACACAGCACACUUAAUCCAGCUACCUGGGAGGGCGGAAGACAACUCAAGACAAUCGGGAGGAAGGAAUGGGCAAUUUGCAGCAAGCUGAUACACACUCUCCACACUGCCAACCACUCUGACAGAGGCGUUUCCUCACACACACACACACACACACACACACACACACCGAACCACACUGUGGCCGUUGGCCUCUGCCCAGAUCAGUAGCUGUGGUUAAAAAACCAUCUUAACUGACUCACUGAGGUCUGAUCUGAGGUUAAGAUCCUCCCUGACUGUUCAGGCGUGAGCGGAGUUGGGAGCCAGAGCUUCACUUUCUUCCUCAGCGCAGAGAGACGGCACGCCUGACACGGGGCUCCCUACUCCUCCCCUCUCCCACUCUGCCUUUUCCUGGGCUCCUGUCCAGAGCGUGACUGGUUCCAGUGGACACAAGGGGAGGAACGCAGUCUGAAGAUACAGUACGGCAGCUCCAGCCCUGGCUGCCGGGACAACCCAAUGCGUUGAGCUUUUACAAAUCAGCAGCUUAAACAUCUUGAUUGGAUUCAUAUAGUUCCUUUUAUAUUUCUUUUUUUUGAUCAGAUCAGAAAAGGUUGGAUCUGAGCUCGGGCAUACAGACGGACUGACAUAUGGAGCGAGAGCAGUGGGCACUGCGGCAUGAAUGUAGCAACUGGACUUCUCUUCUCCCUGGUUACUAAGACCAAACAAGGAUAAUAGCCAGAGCACUAGCCUGUUCGCCGAAGGUAGUGGGUGGAUGCAGCUUUCAGCCGCCUGCUAUAGGGGGAAGGCAGAGACUGUAUAGAAGCUGCGGAGACACAUCUUGUUGGUCCACAUCCACUCAGAAAAAAUGGAUUGUUACCUCCAAGUAGACUCCUGAGACUGAGAUCUCGUAUCGAACAUUGUUUGCAGGAACUUCCAAAGGCCCUCGGACUUUUUCUAUUUUCAGAGACCUUGCGCCUCAUACUUACAUGCUGUCGUGUAGCUGAGCGCGAAGUGUGUCUCGCUGAUGAUGGCAGAGUGCAUAAGGGAUGAGUAUCUGACACCGAUGCUGCUGUAUCUUGUUCUGCUGGGCACGGCUCACGCAGCCCACAGCAUCUACCCAAGGAUACGGCUCUCCCACAACGAACUUUGGCAGUUGAACAGGACCUGGGUGUUCCAGGCACAUGGGGCGUCUCUUCAGCCCCAGACCAUGGUGCUGGAUGAAGGCCAUGAGAGGCUUUAUGUCGGGGCCAAGAAUACUCUGUUCUCGCUUAGCCUGGACCAGGUUAACACACACCACAGAGAGAUCCAGUGGGCCAGUACAGAAUCUCAGAUAGAGGAGUGUUUGAUGAAGGGGAGAGAAAAGCCCGAGUGUGCAAACUACAUCAAGGUCUUGCAGCAGUUCAACCACACGCAUCUGCUGGUCUGUGGAACAGGAGCGUUUAACCCUGUUUGUGCCCAGGUCAGAAUAGGACACUCAAGACAGGACAGGCUAUUUGCUCUCGAAGAAGACAGCGUUACAAGUGGCAGAGGCCGCUGUCCGUACAACCCCAAAAGUCCCUGCACGUCUACACUCUCCAGAGGGGAGCUGUAUAUUGGCUUGUACACCGACUACUGGGAGAAUGAUGGCGCUUUGUGUCGACUAAACAACCAGACCUACACGCGCACUGAAAGAGACGACAGGCAGCAGCUCAGUGGACCUAAAUUUGUGGGCUCAGCAGUUAUUCCUGACAACGACGACAGGGAUGAUGACAAAGUCUACUUUUUCUUCACGGAGCGGGAGAUGGAUGCCGAGGGACUGAACAAGGCGGUAUAUACCCGUGUUGGGCGGGUCUGUGCGAAUGACCAAGGAGGCCAGCGAAUGCUGGUGAAUAGAUGGAGCUCCUUCCUGAAAACCCGUCUCAUCUGCUCCGUGGCUGGACCAAAUGGCAUCGAUACACACUUUGAUGAUCUCGAGGAUGUAUUUGUUCUGAAGAACAAGGAUGGGAAAAACCCCGAAAUCUUUGGCCUCUUCAGCACCACAAGUGCGGUGUUCAAGGGCUACGCGGUGUGUGUCUAUAACAUGGAUGACAUCCGAGCGGCCUUCAACGGCCCAUUUGCCUACCGGGAGAAACCUGAGCACCGCUGGACACCUUACGAGGACAGAGUCCCCUACCCGCGACCUGGAUCCUGCGCCAGCAAAGUCAAUGGCGGUGGCUUCUCCAGCUCCAAGGAGUUUCCUGACGAGGUUCUGCGGUUCGUGCGUUCGCACCCCGUGAUGCACAGUCCAGUCCUUCCUCGGCACCGUCGACCUGUCCUGCUGCAGACAGAGCCGGGUGGGAGAAAGCUGACUCAAAUCGCUGUGGACAGAGUCCAAGCCCAGGAUGGACACUACCACGUUCUGUACAUCGGCACCGAUGACUCAGUGGUGUUGAAAGUUAUCACUUUCUACAACAAAGACACGGACACAAUGGAGGAGGUGCUGCUGGAGGAGCUGCAACUAUUCAAGGUGUCAGCACCAAUAAGAGAGAUGAUAAUAUCACCUAAAAGGCAACAGCUCUACGUUGGGUCGGAGGCUGGCGUCGCCCAGGUCAGACUCCAUCAGUGUGACCUCUAUGGCUCUGAAUGUGCUGAUUGUUGUCUGGCCAGAGACCCCUACUGUGCCUGGGAUGGUCUCACGUGUUCCAGAUUCUACCCUGCUGGAGUCUACACCAAGAGCAGACGAUUCAGGCGGCAGGAUGUUCGCCAUGGAAACGCAGUCCAGCUGUGCAAUGGGCUGCAAAUUGAUGGAUCUGAGGAGAGGUCGGUGUACGGUGUUGAGAACAACAGCACUUUACUGGAGUGUGUCCCUCGUUCGCUUCAGGCCAAAGUUCUCUGGUUCUUCCAGACAGGAGGAGAGAAACAAGAGGUUCGAGAUGAUGAGCGGGUUAUCACGAUCUCCCAUGGGCUGCUGUUCUUACAUGUGAGAAGCUCGGAUGCCGGAGUGUACGUGUGCCAGACUGUGGAGCACGGAUACGUGAACACAUUGCUACGUAUCACUCUACACGUGCUCAGGGGGGAGUGGGUCGAGUCAACGAUCCACAGGGCUAACGACGAGGAGGGAGAGAAAAGUGCACCCCCGUGCCACUCCUCCUCGGACGCCCCACCGGACCCCAGCCUCAGCCCCAGGGUUCUGGUGACAUCCUCAAUCCCGGGCCGCAACUCCAGACUGUGGUACAAGGAGUUCCUCAAACUGAUUGGCUACGGCGAUGCCCAGCGAGUGGCGGAGUACUGUGAGAAAGUGUGGUGCACCGAUAAAAAACGCAAAAAGACCAAAAAGAGGUUUGUUUCUCCGGGUGGCGAGAAGAGGUGGAAAGAGAGGGGAGAGGAGAACUCCAACCGAGCGCCCAGGCACACCUUGGGCACCUGAGGAGAACAGAGGCCGACUGCACAUACACACACGCACACACACACACACACACACACACACACACACACACACACACACACACACACAGUCUGAAGGUCAGACUGGCUCAUGUAAAAAGAUUUUCACUUUGCUCUCAACAAAAGCAUUAACAAAAAAAAAAAAGAGUAAACAACAGUAGCAGGUUGUCAAGCUAUUGUAGCUACUUUUAUCAUUCAAUACUUUGAGUGUGUUGUUUUCCACUUUUUCAAAAAAAAAAAAAAAAAAAGGGCAACGUUCAGCCUUUCUGUGUGGAGUGAAUGGGCUAUCUGGUGCAGACCCAUGGGUAAAUACUAUAAACACCAGUGUCUGUCCAGGGCAGGGGCCCUGCGAGGAGGCAGAUGAGUGGUUGAGCAGCGUUGCCUCUGAUCUGAAGAGACGGAGUAGAAUAUAUCGGCUCCUGUGGACUGAUCCAGCCCGACCCAGCUGUCGGACCGACCACACACAGACACUGCUCGGCCAAACCUCUGCUCCGCCUCUCGUUCGACUGCUAACUAUGACAAACUAUUUCUGUAUCUAUUAUGAGAGAAAAUGACAAUGUUAAAAGUGACGGCCUUUUAAUCUAUUUUUGUUUCCACCAUAACUUAUUUGCUUGGGUUUUGUCUUUUUUUUUAUUGAAUGUCAUAAACUGGAAAUAAUAGUGCUGGGGGGUUUUUUUGUACAGUGAAAAAUGCUUUGAGCUUUACGAUACUGCUACUUUGAUUAUAAUGUGGACAUGGCUGUGGUGUGUGUGGCGUGUGUGUGUAAACUAUGCAUACAAUAAGAUGUUGCAAUGCCACUAUUAUGGAUAUAAUGGAUAUUUGAGGCAUGUUUUAAUAAUGGUUAUGCCUUCAAUGAAAAUAAUAUUAUUUAAGCACUUGUUAAACCUGUUACAGUAAAUGAAAAGUGGUCCUAUCAGUGGAUGUUAUUAUUAUUAUCAUUGCUACUUUGUCUACUUUUACAUGUAAAUUGUGGUCAAAUGUACCGACAAUACUUUGUUUAUUGUCUAUUGUAUUUAUCUAAAAAUCAGGUUGGGUUUUUUUGUGCACAUCUGGUAAAAAGUAAUCUUUCCACUCUGCCUGUCCCCUCCUCUCUCCCCUUCUCUCUUUCUCUGUCUCUUUUCCUCCCUCACCCCCUUUUGUUUUAUUAUAUCAAUGUUGCAGAUGGGAUUUAUAGGACCGCCACAAACAGCAAUGUGGAACGCCACAUUUCUCUCAGAGGAAAAAGGACAAAUCGAUGGUAGGGUGACCACCCAAGCACGUUAUUAGCAAAAUUGAUGACUCUCAUGAACUCACGAGCCUCGUCGACAUUCAUUUAAUGUUGCGAUGACAGCAACAUCAAACAAAUCUGAUGCCGCAGUGAAAUCAGUUGAAAUGGUCAUGCUAAUAAUUAUCUGGAGGAUUGCAUCUUUUGUUAUGUUGUGCCUUAUUUAACUGUUAAUAUUGUCACUUUAUGUUUUUGACCCUCUUUACUGUAUUCAUUGAGUGGUAUGAAACAACUGCUUCGUUUUUUCUCUGUGUUUGUGUCAUAUCGUCCCUCAUCGUUCUUGAAUAUUGUACAAGUCAAAAGAUUUGUGUCUGCAAUUCCCCUUACGACUACAUGACAUUAAAAAAAGAUGGACUAUC
Molecule: messenger RNA, 5066 nt
Organism: Scophthalmus maximus (turbot)
Lineage: Eukaryota; Metazoa; Chordata; Actinopteri; Pleuronectiformes; Scophthalmidae
Gene: sema3e
Product: sema domain, immunoglobulin domain (Ig), short basic domain, secreted, (semaphorin) 3E
Exons: 17
Coding region: 1066-3426 (786 amino acids)
Biological process (GO): positive regulation of cell migration; neural crest cell migration; semaphorin-plexin signaling pathway
Molecular function (GO): chemorepellent activity; semaphorin receptor binding
Source: RefSeq, a predicted model, not a curated record